CUUGCGGCCACUGUUCUGAAUUAUUUUCAAUUGAAGCUUUGGAACAGAUUAAGAGAAUACUUAAGAAAAAUGGCAUUUUAGUAUUGAAUUUUGUUAGUUCUGAACAGUGGCCGCAAGCUGAAAGUUUAGCAUUAGUAGCAAAAACAAUCAAGUCAAUUUUUCCAUAUGUAAAAUGUUUCAGAGAAGGUCCACAAAGUUCCGCAUCUUUUCAAAACAUGGCUUUUUUCGCAUCUUCAAUUUAUAUCAAUUUCAGAACAGCAACACAAGCUGACUUUUUAGGUAGCGCAAGUAGAGAAUAUGUACUUGGAAAUUUUCUUAAUUGGCAAAUCAACUUAAUGAAUUAUCGAAAUGUUACCGAUAUUAUUACUGAUACACAUAAUCCUUUGGACAAGUUGCAACAGAUAUCGGCAUUUGAACAUUGGAAAAUUAUGAGAGAACUAUUUCCACAAGAAAUUAUCAUUUUAAUCGUGCAACCGUUCGCAAAACUUGCUAAAUUUCUUGACAGCAGAUUGGUUAGUGACCCCUCUGACUGGGCAAACAAACUUCACGCUAAAUAUGGUGGUAUGUGGGAAGUUUAUAUAUGUUCUGAGAGACAAGUUUGGAUAGGUCGCGCUGACUUAGAUGAAAAACUCUUUAGUCCAUUAAUUAACAACAAUUAUUUUCUUCGCACAACACAUAACGAGGGUCUGAAUGAAUUAGGAUUACUUGACGAAGGACUUGUGUUCAAUCAAAAUUUUAAUCACUGGAAUUAUAAUAAAAAAAUUCUAGAUAAGAAUAUUUCGUCACCAAAUUUUAUUAGACAGUCUAUUUUGUGGACGCAAGAAGUUUUUAAAGAUCUAGACCAAUACUGGAAUGCGCUCGGGGAAGAUCGUGUUAUAGAAUUUCCUGAAUGGAUGUCAAGAUUUUUUAUUGACGCGACUUUCUUAGUGUUUUCUAAUAAACGAGGUUAUUCUCUAACUAGUUAUUAUAAUAGAUUGUUACCCAGUAAGAAAAUUAAAGUUAAGGAUGACUUUUUGAAGGAAAGUGAUGCUUUUGUCGCACAUUCUGAAGGAUAUGACAAAAGUAUGGUCUAUUUUUUCUUUGUUCCAACAUUUAUUCGUCAUUUUCCGGGAAUGAAUUUAUAUACUCAGCAUAUGUUAUCUCAUAAGAAGUGGUUGAAGGAUAAUUUACUUGAACAAAUUCGAGAAAGACGAAAGGAACUUGGAAAUGCACCCAAAAAUCAAAAAUCAUCACCUGAUCUAUUGACAGCAUAUUUGACGACAAAUGAUGAGCAUGGUAAGCCAUUGGCAGAUGACAUCAUUGUUGGAAGUUAUCUGGAAGCGGUGAGUGGCGGAAUUCAGACGCCAGCGAAUUAUAUGUGCUUUAUAGUUUAUUAUUUGGAUCUCUAUCCCCACUUUAAACAACAAGUUUUUCAGGAAUUAGAUGAGGUUUUCGGCCAAAAUUCAGACGUGCAAAUUACAUAUGGAGACUUAAUUAAACUUGAAUUCUGUGAAGCUGUUAUCAAAGAAGAAAUUGCAUUACAAUGCGCUGAUUUCUUUACGCUUUCUCGAAUAUAUAAUAGUCGGUCGCUUUUGCUCGACC
Messenger RNA from Scutellospora calospora, 1581 nucleotides. The record is from the annotation of a GenBank genome assembly. NCBI's taxonomy places the organism in Eukaryota, Fungi, Glomeromycota, Glomeromycetes, Diversisporales, Gigasporaceae.